Messenger RNA from Erpetoichthys calabaricus (reedfish), 2043 nucleotides. It is a transcript of the gene terb1, whose product is annotated as telomere repeat binding bouquet formation protein 1. The record is from RefSeq and is a predicted model, not a curated record. The transcript is spliced from 16 exons. Lineage: Eukaryota; Metazoa; Chordata; Cladistia; Polypteriformes; Polypteridae. Gene Ontology annotation, biological process: meiotic attachment of telomere to nuclear envelope; homologous chromosome pairing at meiosis. Bases 1 to 2043 code for a protein of 680 amino acids.
AUGUCCAGGCAAUCUUCAGGCGACCCUCAGGGACAUCUUGCAGACAUUAUGGCCAAGCAGCUUGGGAGCACACAUGAUGGUUGUAUCUGGUCUAAUGCUGGAGUGGAGCUUAAGACUGACUUGAAUUUGCUGCUUGAAUGCCUUAAGUGUCAAAUGGAUUCACCUUCUGCACAGAAACAGGCUCUGGUUACCAUAUAUGCAGUCUGUCAACAAAAUGGUGACAUCAGUAACUACUUUCGUGAAAUUGGUGGACUGCUCUUUGUAUGUAACCUUGCCCUGUCUAGUAAACAUUUUGGUGUGAAAGAGGCUUCUUUCUUUCUGUUAGGAGCUUUAGCUGAAAGCAACGUGUUUUGUCAACAAGUGCUUUGCAAAUCAGACUUGCUGAAGGAAUUAGCACUGUCACUUUCACAUGAGUCCCCUUUAAGCUUAAAAAGAGUAGCAGUAUAUCUAUUGUUGGCACUUGUCACUAACAACAAAGAUGGGCAGUUACUUGUUACAAAAACUGGCUGUAUAGAUAUUCUUUUAAACUUGCUGCGCUUCCCAAUUUCACAUCAAAGUAAAAUAUAUGAAAAUAUUUCUUCAUGUUACCAGUUUUGGAUGUCUGUUUUCAGCACUCUUUGUGCCUGUGUCAAUAACCCACAAAAUGAAGAGAAUCAGCGAAUAUGCACAAGUGUCUUUAAAGAUAUAAAUUCUUGGCUACAGAAGCAUAACUGCAAGGAUAUUAUUCAGCCAGUUUGUUCAUUUGUUGGUCUAACCGUUGCAAAUAACUCUUCUUCCCAGGAAUAUUUUUCUGCAGUUGGAGGUUUAGAUACUCUUGCUCAGAUGUUGAUGAAACUAAGUGAUGAAUCUCUCCAAAACCCAUCAGCCAGUGAAAGUGCAGUUAUAGUAAUUAAAACCCUUUGUUCUUGCAUUGCUGACAAUGCUGCUCUGGCUGCAGGACUUUCAAAAUAUAAUAUUGUAAGAAAGCUGCUUUUGUUGCUGUCAAACUGUGAUUUAAACACAAGCAACAAAUUAUGUAUCAUACUUACUCUUGGCCAUUGUACUGUAGCUGCUGAGGAACACCGACUUCAUUUUUUACAGAGCAAUGGUCUUCCACAGAUGAUACAGCUACUGUCUGAAUUUCAAAGUGAAGAACUGAGUAAAGCUGUAACAUUUGUUCUUCAGAGUUGUAAACAAGUUACUGAAAACCUGUCACUUGGUUUGUUCAACAAUAUUGAUGGUGAUAGACCAAAAUUUCCGAGACAGAACUCACCAUAUCCUAAUUUAAUGAUUUACUGGAAAAUUGCAGAAGAAAUAUUGCAUGAAAUUCAUAAAAUAGACAGUCAGUUUUGUGAGUGCACAGGAAUAGAAGAAGAUCAAGAAAAGACUUUCACUGCCAAUGUAGACAUUAAUGAGGAGGCUUGUUUAAAGAAGCAGGAAUUACAGAGGCAAGAGGUAUUUCCAGACAAGCCACACGGUGGAGCCUCACACCCUGCAGAGAUUACCAAUCAGACAAGAGUUUCAGAAAACAGAAUGAUUCAGUCUUGUUCAGGACCAGCAGCUACACAAUCUUAUUUUAGAGCCAACACACUAGGAACAACAGAAGUUCCAAAGUCAUUUGGUGUGGGAUCAAAGAGAAGGCCUAUAUCUAGACAACCAGCACUCAUCAAAAUUAAUAAGAAAAGCAGUGAUAACCCAUCUCCAUAUGUAAAAGAGGCAAGUUCAGAUUUUCAGCCUUUUGACAAAAAAUAUACUGUUCCAAAUGCAUCAGAAUCAUUGAAGAAUAAUGAUAAUCUAUGUUCAGGGUGCGUUGCAGCUGGAAGUACAAUUGACAGCAAGAAUUGUUGCCAACUCUUGAGUUUUUGCCCAUCUAAAUGUUACUGGCACAAGUUUCUACUGGAAAGUGAAGGCAAGUUUAAGCAGAAGUUAAGGAAGUUGCUGAGAAAUUCAGAAAACAGUUUUUAUGAAGAUUUUUCCUUGACACCUUUACAAAAAAUACUACCAGAUGACAAUUCAACUGUUUCUAGUUGUGGUUUGUAUGAAGAAGCUAGCAGUGAGUUUUAA